This is a messenger RNA of Lactuca saligna, 2085 nucleotides long. The record is from the annotation of a GenBank genome assembly. NCBI's taxonomy places the organism in Eukaryota, Viridiplantae, Streptophyta, Magnoliopsida, Asterales, Asteraceae.
CAAAAACCCCUGCCACGAUCACGUGCUCAUCGUCGACUUAUCAUGUGACUUCUCCUCCGCCACCCCGACCCCCACCCCACCCCCAAUCACAACCACUGUACUCUCUUUCUUCCCCUGUAAUUUGCUCCCUCUCCCUCACAGAGCUUCACAACACUCCCUUUACACAUCUACAUUUCUAGGGUUUUUUGUCCUUUUGCGCACAAACUUCAUCAAAAGAGCUCUGAACUAGUUUUAUGUGAACAAACUUCAUCAACAAUGGGCUGCUUCCAGUCCAAAACCGCCAAUGUUCAAACUCCUGAUCAAGUCCCUGAAUCCAAACCAGAUCCAGCCAAUGGAGAUGAAGCAUCAGAUCAACAAGAUCAAGAUCAAGGAGUCCCCGCAUUCAAAGAGUUCGAACUGACGGAGCUUCGAGCGGCUACAAAUGGGUUCAGCAGCGAGCUUAUAGUUUCAGAGAGCGGAGAGAAAGCUCCGAAUGUGGUUUAUCGAGGGAAGCUUCGUAGCAAUAAAGUCGUUGCCAUUAAACGUUUUUCCAAGCUAUCUUGGCCCGACCCACAACAAUUCGUGGCAGAAGCUGCUGGUGUUGGCAAAGUCAGACACAAGAGAUUGGUCAACUUAAUUGGGUGUUGUGCUGAGGGAGAAGAACGUCUUUUAGUCGCUGAAUACAUGCCCAAUGAUACCCUCUCAAAGCAUCUAUUUCAUUGGGAUAAACAACCUUUGCCAUGGGAAAUGCGUGUGAGAGUUGCAAACCAUAUUGCACAAGCUCUUGAUCAUUGCAAUACUGAAAAUAGGAAAAUCUAUCAUGAUCUAAAUGCAUAUAGAGUCCUCUUUGAUGAGGAUGGUGAUCCUCGGUUAUCUAGUUUUGGUUUGAUGAAAAAUAGUCGAGAUGGGAAGAGUUAUAGUACUAAUCUUGCUUAUACUCCCCCUGAGUUUUUGCGUACAGGCAGGGUUUUUCCAGAGAGUGUGAUUUACAGCUAUGGAACUGUCUUACUGGAUCUUUUGAGUGGAAAGCAUAUACCUCCAAGUCAUGCAUUAGAUUUAAUACGUGGAAAAAACAUAUUGUUGUUGAUGGAUUCAUCAUUGGAAGGGCAAUAUGGUGAUGAAGAUGCAACUGCAAUGGUGGAACUUGCUUCAAAGUGUCUUCAAUACGAGGGGCGAGAUCGUCCAGAUAUUAAGUUUCUUCUUACAUCAGUUGCCCCUUCAAAAACAGACAGAUGUUGCAUCACAUGUGCUGAUGGGUUUGAUAAAAACAGUAACUCCAGUGGCAGUGGCAGUGGCAGUGGAUACAGAGAUGAAGAGGGGGCCGAAAAUGAGCUGUCAUUCCAAGAAUGGACCCAACAAGUGCAAGACAUGCUAAACACAAAAAAGUUUGGAGACAUUGCAUUUAGGGACAAGGAUUUCAAAGGUUCUGUUGAACAUUAUUCCAAGUUGGUUUCAAUGAUGCCGGUCCCUUCGGGCACGAUUUUUGUGAGACGGGCACUUUCUUACAUGAUGAUCGGGCAGCCUGAGCUUGCAUUGCGAGACGCAAUGCAAGCUCAGGUGUGUUUGCCCGAGUGGCCCACCGCGUUUUACAUGCAAGCGUUGGCUCUUUCUAAGCUUGGCAUGGAAACGGAUGCUCAAGAUAUGCUCAAUGAUGGCUCCGCAUUUGAAGCCAAGAGGCAAAAUAGUUGGCGCAACUAGCCUUUGUAUGUAUGUACGAAUCUGAUGCGUACUUUGUUGUUGUACACAUCAGAUGCGUACUUUGUAUGUAUCAGAUGCGUAUGCAUCUGAUACAUAAAAGUGUGUGUCAAACACAAAUUAAGGGUAAUCGAAGAAAGUUUGGGUUCUUAAUAUGCUAUGAAGCUAAUGAGAUAGGCCCGGACGCAAUUGGGUUUAUUUAAUGGGGGGAGGGGUUGGGCACGAUUGUUUAUUGUCGUUGUGAUGUAGACUAUAGUAUCAUACGUAGAAUUUGUAUAAAGUGCCUUAAAGUUAAAAGGCUUGUAUUCGAGUUUAAGUUAUUUAUGUGUCGUUUGCUUUUACCCUUUUUUUAAAGUGGUCGACAUAGUUUGGUUUAGUUUUGGUUUUUUACUAAAACUAAAAUGAAACCGG